AUGGCGGCUGCGAGCACCGCCUUGAAGUUGGGAUCCGACGUGAUGGCGGCCGUCGCAGCGCUCACCGUGUCGGCCAACGAUGGCGGCAGCUGCUGCACAGGCGCCGCCAUCGAGUGGGCGAAAUGCGGCUGCUCGGCGGUGUCCUUCGACAUUUGCGAACCAGAGAACUUCGACUGGCUGUAAAGCGCCUGGCCGAAGAUCUGCGGCAUCCCCGCAGGAGGCGCCGCCAUGACCGGCGGUUGAGGCGGCGGCUGCUGCUGCUGCGGCCUCUGGAACUGGAGCGGAGCGGGUGGGUGGGUGAGAUCGAGGGUAACAGUGGGGAAGGGGGCGGAGGCGGAGAUGGUGGCCAUGCUCGAGGAGCACGGCAGAAGCGUCCGCGCUAGAAAGUUGGAGCUCAUCACUCCGUUGGAGCUCACCAUCCCAUCAGCGCUCGGCAUGGACCCAGACAACAACAUGGAAGCCGCCGCCGACGUCGUCGACGCCAUCGCCAUCGCCGCCGGGGGCAGCGGAUGGUUGUGGGUCCCCUCGUACGUGGUUAUCAAGAUCGACCGGUCUUCAGCGCACCUCUGAACCUGUUCAUACGGGGAUCACGGGCCAGAUCAGCUCACCUGGUCAAAAACAUCAAUAGGCUCCAUCGUCUGAAGCGGCGUAAUUGAGGGAAAGAAAGAUUCUUACUUGCUUGCGGACGGGGCAACCUGCCGCCAUGGUGCAGCGGUAGUAAGCCCGCGGGCAGGGAUUGCCCUUGGCCAUCUUCUGACCGUACUUCCUCCAUUGGCAUCCGUCGGUUAUCUACAGGCGCCAAUUCACAAGGGUCAAUGAUACCGCCGAGAGAAUAAUAGAAGAAAAAAAAACCUGAUGAGAGAAGCUGGGUAA
Spirodela intermedia is the source of this 873-nucleotide messenger RNA. The record is from the annotation of a GenBank genome assembly. NCBI's taxonomy places the organism in Eukaryota, Viridiplantae, Streptophyta, Magnoliopsida, Alismatales, Araceae.